This is a messenger RNA of Pangasianodon hypophthalmus (striped catfish), 3268 nucleotides long. It is a transcript of the gene fbxo4, whose product is annotated as F-box protein 4. Gene Ontology annotation, cellular component: SCF ubiquitin ligase complex. The coding region runs from base 546 to 1679 and encodes 377 amino acids. NCBI's taxonomy places the organism in Eukaryota, Metazoa, Chordata, Actinopteri, Siluriformes, Pangasiidae. The record is from RefSeq and is a predicted model, not a curated record. Gene Ontology annotation, biological process: protein polyubiquitination; SCF-dependent proteasomal ubiquitin-dependent protein catabolic process. The transcript has 8 exons. Gene Ontology annotation, molecular function: protein binding.
GCCUCUACCGCCCACAGCUAGUUAGCAUAGUUUGGCUAAAAUCUACGGCAGAUAGCCAGUAUGCUAAAUAAACUCUCUAGACAGAUUACAGAUAUAUCAUUUUUAUCGACUCUACCGUAAAGCUGAAUUCUAUGAAAACUAGAAAAUUCGAAAGCCAAAAAAAGGAAAUGGCGGCUACAGGAGAGUUAGCAUGCUAAUUAGACAACAUUAGCAUCAUGCUAACGCUGUAUGGGAAGUGUAGUUUUUUUGGGUUUUUUUUUUGGUUUUUUUUAAACUAAAAUCUAAUUUUUAAAAAAUUACAUCACGGAUACAAAUCAUAACCUGGAUGUAAAUGUUUUAGAAAUAAUAAUAAUUAUUAUAAAUACAUUACAGUGCCUCUGAGUGAAUUAGACUAAAUGAUGGAAUUUACUUCCGGCAUCAGUGUGACGUCACUGUCACGCACUCUGGUGCUACGUAGCUCACUUUUGAAACUUCCGGGAAAGUGAACAUCAGGAAUCACUACAAGCUCUGAAGCUCUGAGAGGGAAAUAAUAACAGGCAGGUGAGAUGUUGAGUCCAGCUGCAGUGUUGAGAAGUUUGAGGAACAUCAGCCUGUUCAGUGACUCCAGCAGCAGGAGGAGGAGGAGGAGGAGGAGUGCAGGUCCAGCCCAGGAGCUGAGUGAUGAAGAUUCUCUCCUCCAUCACCUGCCUGUGGAUGUACAGCUCCUGAUCCUGACCUUCCUGUGUCCUCGGGAUCUGUGCAGACUCGGUGCUACCUGUCACUACUGGAGCUGGAUGGUGCGCGACCCGCUGCUCUGGAGGUACUUCCUGAUUCGGGACGCAGCCCGCUGGAGCUCUGUAGAUCACCUGUCCACCCCGAGACUGCACUUCCUCACUGAGCCUGCGGGGGGCGACACAGAGACCGGCACCGACUCCGACACGGAGGCAGAGACAGAGAGACUGGACUACAUGGCCGAAUAUCUGCGUUGUUGUCCCGAGUGUCGCUCUCCGCAGCGCUGCACUCCUCCGUCCGCUCUGUCGUUCUUCCUGCACUCUCUGGUGUCGGACACGGAGCCGAGGUUCUCCAUGUUCGGUUCUGGGUUGGAGCAGCUCGACGUGUCGCUCAUGACUGUGAUGAUGAACUCUCCUAACGUCCUGAGUGUAGCGGGAAUCCCACAACGCCAGAUUAACGGUAUUGGAUCAGGGAUCAGUUUUGUUUACGACGGCCAACACAAAUUCAACAUCAUCACUUUAUAUUCAACCAACAGUGCAGAGAGAGAGCGAGCGCGUGUGGAGAGGUCCAGAGUGAACAGUAAACUCUUCGUUCACGAGGAUGAUGGGACAGGAAGUGGGCGUUACAGCGUCGCUCCUCAGUUUCAGGAAGUCUUCCGCUCCGUUAACGGAUUUAUUUACGUCGCGAACGCAGAGACACAGACAGCUCUAAGGGAGGAUGAGUACGCUCAGAUCAGCGCAGUGGUACAGCCCGUCUUCGGUCCACCAUCUCGUCCUCUCCUCGUCCUCUCCUGUGUGUCCAGAGAUGGAGAGACUCAGAGGAAGAGUGCAUGUGUUUCUGUCGCUCAUCAGCUACAACUCAACCUGCUGCCCAACCCAUGGAUGGUGCAGGACGUGGUGGCUGAGUCUCUCUCAGGACUGUUGGAGGGAAUCGCUUGGUUACUCAGACACUCAGGACUCAGAGUGUAAAUGAUGGCACUUUAUUUUUAUAUUUUUAUUUUAUAUUUUAAUUUGGUUCAUUACAUUUAUUAUGAAAGUGGAGUAGCUGUAAUAGCGUGUGUAACGCUGCACAGUUAUUACGAGGGACUUGGUUACGUAUGAAUACGGCUCGUGUUUUUUAUUGCCGUCUGCUGGAUUUUUAUAUGCAGAAUUUUUCAAUCAAACUCAUUUUUUCAUUUAUUUUACACGACGCAUGUAAAGGAAUUCAGUGAGAAAUGAAACGUGCUGGACGUAACGACGCGAUGUUUCCUGCAGGAGCUAAUGAUGAUUUACUCCUGACUCACAGCACACAGGUGUGACAUUGUGUGUUUAUUUUCAGCUGAAUGGAAGUGAAUAAAGGGAACAGAUCUGCACCUGACCUGCUGUAUAACAGUCACCGGAGAGAGGAAGAGUGUAACGGAUUACAGUAUGCAAACUGUUAGAAAAUAAAGUUUAAAAUCUUGUUUUAAAGUUAUUAUAAAAAUAAAAAUGAAAACGUCUCUGCUAAAUGAGCUGCAGUCUCCACAAAACUGACUUGGUUCUCAAGUGGUUUAUUAAUGUACUGAGACAGUAGAAUAACUACAGGGGAUGGUAUCCAUGGUGACGCUCUGUACCCGAACUACAACAGUGUUGUAUCCAUGGUGACGCUCUUUACCCAAACUACAACAGUGCUGUAUCCAUGGUGACGCUCUGUACCCAAACUACAACAGUGUUGUAUCCAUGGUGACGCUCUGUACCCAAACUACAACAGUGUUGUAUCCAUGGUGACGCUCUGUACCCAAACUACAACAGUGUUGUAUCCAUGGUGACGCUCUGUACCCGAACUAUUAGUGUUGUAUCCAUGGUGACGCUCUGUACCCGAACUACAACAGUGCUGUAUCCAUGGUGACGCCCUGUACCCCGAACUAUUACAGUGUUGUAUCCAUGGUGACGCCCUGUACCCGAACUACAACAGUGUUGUAUCCAUGGUGACGCUCUGUACCCGAACUACAACAGUGCUUUAUCCAUGGUGACGCCCUGUACCCCGAACUAUUACAGUGUUGUAUCCAUGGUGACGCCCUGUACCCCGAACUAUUACAGUGUUGUAUCCAUGGUGACGCCCUGUACCCCGAACUGUAACAGUGCUGUAUCCAUGGUGAUGAGUUCAUAACAUUGUAAAGUGCUGUAUCCAUGGUGACAGUGCAUUAAUAACAAUGUAACAGUGCUGUAUCUGUGGUGCAUUAAUGUAACAAUUCUGUAUCCAUGGCGAUGCUGCGUUCAAACAAUGUAGCAGUGCUGUAUCCAUGGCGAUGCUGCUGUAUCCAUGGUGACACUGUGUUCUUAAAAAUAUAACAGUUCUCUAUCCUAUGGUGACGGUGCAUUAAUAACAAUGUAACCGUGCUGUAUCCAUGGUGAUGCGGCUGUGCAGUACCCACAAUGCACUGUGGUGUUUGUGAUGCUGUUCCUCCUGCUACUCGAUCUACGCUGUAAAUUAGACUCAGUUCGCUAAAACAGUUCCCUGCCUGUAGGUUUUUCAUUAAAAGACUGAUGUUUAUUUACAGUAAUAUACAAUAAAAAUAAAGACACUGUUGUGAAUCGAA